Molecule: messenger RNA, 846 nt
Organism: Rhodofomes roseus
Lineage: Eukaryota; Fungi; Basidiomycota; Agaricomycetes; Polyporales; Fomitopsidaceae
Exons: 2
Coding region: 111-731 (206 amino acids)
Source: RefSeq, a predicted model, not a curated record
CGCCUCCUCGCUCCUCCGUCGUCCGACUCGAGGCCCGGACGCGUUGAAUCUUGGUCAGUGAUCUUGUCCUCACUGAGCACUCGCAAGCCUCGGACUCCGCGAACUCAGUAAUGGCCGCGCUUGUGCGGUGGAUAUCACUUACUAGUGCUGGCUUCCACCGAAUAACAUGCCUCACAUUGUCGAACGUCCACAUGGUCAAUUUUAACCAGCUGCGCAGCCUCCUAUGUGCAUUCGCGUCUCUCGAGGAACUAUCUUUUGAAGACGUGUUGCUCUCCGAAGACAGGAUUUCGAGAUUCGUACCCAUUCCCGCUCGGUUCUGGUUGCGCAUUCUCCGGAUCGCUGCGCGCACGAGGGUCUCAGAAGUCGCGUUGCGGGCACUGGUCUGGAUUUUGGCACCAUCGCUUACGUCUCAUACGAUCUGGAAGUCGGGAAUUGCUAUGCGCAGCCCCAUGGCCCUGAUCCAUGGGGUGUAUCAGGCAUUCCACCAGCUUGUGGGUGCGCUGAGAGACUCUUUACGAUGCCCCAUCUGGGAUGACCCCACAGUUAGCCUUAUCUUCAUGCCCCUCGAACUGCCGAAUCUCACUCACCUAGAGCUCCGAGGCGCUAUGUCACUCUCUCUUGGACGUCCGCGCGUAUUUGGCGAGGAAUCUGUCGCCCGAAUCACUGCCAGAGCAUCCAAUCAUCGACAUCGUCCUGGUCCUGACCCUGACGUCCAGCGAUGUCAGCUUUGACGUUCAGGCGUGGGUUAGGAACAUCGAGACCCGGUCACCAGAAGUGGAGGAGCUAUGGUAUGCACUCACUGUGUCCGCUUGGUGCAGCUGCGCAAUGCAGACGUGCGCCUCAGGC